Messenger RNA from Rhodofomes roseus, 2022 nucleotides. Its product is annotated as P-loop containing nucleoside triphosphate hydrolase protein. NCBI's taxonomy places the organism in Eukaryota, Fungi, Basidiomycota, Agaricomycetes, Polyporales, Fomitopsidaceae. Gene Ontology annotation, molecular function: ATP binding; ATP-dependent chromatin remodeler activity. The record is from RefSeq and is a predicted model, not a curated record. The transcript has 7 exons. The annotation marks the transcript as partial.
GACAAGAUCGAUCUCGAUGACUGGUCUUCGGGCGUUGAGGAGUAUGCGGAGUGCGACCUCGACACGAUGUGGGCCGCCCUGGGCCGUGAGAAGGAGCACACGCUCCCGUUUUUCAACACGAUGGAGGAUCCCAGCGGGUCAACCGACGCGUGGAGCCCGGAGGGUCAGACGGCGCUGAAGUCUGGGAGCGCGGUGAGCUUAACCCCGCGGUGGCACCAGUUGGUGGGCAUUGUCAAGAUGCUCGUCAACAUGUUUGAGGGCAAGCCCGUCCUCUUGAUGGACGAGGUUGGGGUCGGCAAGACGAUGCAGGUGAUUGGAUUCAUCUGCAUGCAUGCGUGGCUGCAUCAGGUCUACAAGCAGACGAAGAGGUAUCCCGGCAUGUUCGCUAAAUAUAGCAAGGAGAUCGAGGAUCUCCCGACUCUCAUCAGUGUCCCGGUCACGCUGCACAAGCAGAUGACCAACGAGAUCCACCGGUAUGUGCAGUGGAAGGAGUUCGAUCUCCUGCCGUACACGGGGACGACAGCAUCACGUGCCAAGUGGUGGGAUUUGGUGUGGAAGAAGGUGAAGCACCAGCCAAUUCGGCGAAUUGUGCUGGCGACGAUCAAGGCGAUUACAUCCGACGCGACGGAUAUGUUCACCCAGGCUGACGACAAGUCGGCCGACGGUACGCCGCGAUACCCCGAGCCUGGCGAGUGGGCAGAAGCGAGCGCGCAGACGGUGUACGGUCAGCAGUGGGGUGCGCUGAUCGUCGACGAAAUCCACGAGGUCCGGACGUUGAACAAGUCGUACAUGGCCAUUCGCAUGGCGCGGAAGCAGUCGGGGAUGACCAUCGGGAUGUCCGCGACUCCGGGCAUAACAAAUGCCAUGGACUUCGCGGCAAUUGGUUGGGUCCUCGGGAUCAAGGCGUUCAGCGAGGGGGCCGCUGAGCUGCUUCAAUGGAAGCGCAAUCUGGCCGCGGCGAAGCGUCGAGACGCAGCCUCGAUGAAGCGCGACGAGGAGGCCUCGAGCAAGCUGAAAAGCGUGCUAACGGGCAGCAUGGACGCAGAGGCGGACACGAUGAUCAAGGGCGAGUACGUCCCUAUGCUGGAGAAGACCAUGGAGGUUUGCCGUCGGCUGUUUAUCGGCCACAUCGCCCGCCGCACUUUGCGGUCUCUGGACUUCGCGGGGCAGGCAAUCAGCGGAUUGCCCGACUACCACGAGAUCAUCUUGCCGUUGAAGAUGUCGGACGCGGAGAUGGACCUCUUCGAGAGGCUGGCAGAGGAGUUUGCUGAACGGUCUGAGAAGGGGAAGGGACGGGCGGGCAAGGACUUCUAUCUGGGUUUCCGUCGCUCUCUGUCGCACCCGGCAAACUACCCGCCGUCGGGGUGGAAGAUUCCGCAGACAAAGGAGGAGUUCGAUGUGCAGCCGUCGACCAAGUUGAGGCUCGCCAUCACCAUCAUCCUAUAUCAUCUGAAGAAGGAUCAACCGGUGCCCCUGCGUCGCAAAUACGGAAUCUGCUUCAACACCGACGAGAUGGGUAAGUACCCUAAGUGCAACAAGCUUUGGCCGGACGAGGGCUACCAGUACAGAUCACGAGGUGAUCCCGACCACCCCGACAAGAUCGUCAUGUACUCCGCGUUCCCGGCGAACAACGCCGUCUUGCUGCGAGUCCUCGCGUUCUAUGACAUCAAGUACCUGGUUCUGAACGGCGACGUCCCGGCAAACAAGCGUCCGCUGAUCAUCGAUCAGUUCAAGAACGGCGGUCGAGAUGAUCCCCGCGUACUUGUGAUGUCGAGUGUUGGCAUCACCGGCCUCAACCUCCCCGAGGCGUCCAUCCUGAUUUUCCUUGAUACCACGUGGUCGGCACUUGAGGAUGCGCAGAUGACUGGGCGGCUCUGGCGGCUCGGGCAGUUGAAAGACGUCUGGGUAUACCGACUUCUUUGCCUGAAGACCCCCGACGUCUACCUCAACAUCAUGAGUUAUGACAAGUGGAUCAUGCACUCCGCGUUUGUGAAGGCUGACCCGCGGACUCGUAAGUACUUU